CACGAAUGCACGCGCUCAACGCGCAUGCAGCCAUACACGCGCAACGUAAAUGACGUGUUUUGUGAACGCAAAGUUUCGGGAGUAUCUCCCAUUGAACGUGUUUCGAUCGAGUGCUUUCUCGUAUUUAUCUUGUCCAUCAAGAAUUCAAGAGUGAUCAUUUUGAAACGAAUCAAAAGCGUGACGACUGAUCGUUCAGGCGUAAUAUUUUCUCUCCUAUCCAUUGAUUGUUUAUAAGUUUAUGCGACGCAAUGGCACACUGGUUUCAUCGCAAUGUCCUAAAGGCGACAACGAGUCAAAAAUUUGAGCUAAAAGUCACGAAUCCCACAAAUGCUAUCAGGAAACUUUGCAGUGAUUUAAAGCUCUCAAGAAGUAGACUUCUGGAUCUAAUCAGAAAUGCAAACAAUACAAACGACACAGUGGAAUCUGCGUUUCUCAGUUAUUUAAGUCUGUUGUAUGGAUUUUUGUGGGAAGUCAAGACGUCCGAGGAACAAGUUCAGCAUGUUGGCAGACCUAAUCCCAGCAAACUCAGAAAUGUUCUCGUAUUCAAAUGGACCCAUACGUUACUUGGUGGAAGCACAUUUUCCAGCAUUGAUUCCGUUUAUGAAGCAGCUAACAUGAGUGUCAAUAUAGGCCUUUGGUUUAUGAAGCAUGCAGCAAUGAUUGCAGCAAAAGAUGACAUAACAAUGAAUGAAGCCAAGGAAGUACAUCAUAUGUUAAGACGAGCUGCCGGGAUAUUUACUUUUGUGCAAACUGAAUUUCUACCACAAUUGGCUAGUCCACCUCCCUUGGCAAGCGACUUGGAUCCCCGUGUGUUAAACGCAUAUGUUAAUCAAUGUACAGCGGAAGCACAAGAAGUAACAGUAGCCAGAGCGGUCGAACUCAAACACAAUUCUAGCUUGAUAUCUGCUUUAGCUAACGAAACCAGUAAACUAUUUCUGGAUGCUGCUAAUACACUUCGUCCAUUUAAACCAGAAAUAUCUGCCCAGUGGAUUAAAUAUUUAGAACUAAAGGCAGCAUUUUAUCAGUCUUACGCUUACAACUAUUGUGGUGAAAAACUAUUAGCAGCAGAUAAGUGUGGCGAAGCAAUACGAGCAAUGCAAGAAAGCGAAUCAUGUCUACAGAGGGCGAAAGCCCUGUGUCAAGAAUAUGGGAGAACACAUGGACCCGCUUCUCGCGUUAAGCCUGAUCAUCAUACUGUAUUUAAGCGUUUAGCGCCAGCAGUAAAGCUCACGCUUGACAAAUGCAAUCGAGAGAACAGUCUGAUAUAUCAUCAUACGGUACCAGAAGAAGUGCCACUUUUAGAUACCAAAGCCACUUAUGGUCUGGUUAGUCCAAUCGACUUUCAAAUGCCAUCACCAAACUCCAUUUGGAAUUUCGAUAUGUAUAGAGUACUAACCAGUGUAAUGACUGCAAAAAUAGAAAAGGAACAAACUUUGCCACCAAUUAAAGAAGAAGUAAUUCACCACAGCAGCAAAGAACCAAAGAAUGCAAGCGGUUGCAUGUUACAGUAAGAUUCCUUCUACGUUGAUUAUACUGUUUGCAAAUAGUUCUCUUUCUUCAUCACAGUGAUAUUAAUUUUAAUUAUGAUAGACAUGGGUGUACUGUAUUUUAAUUAAAUAAUGAGAAAGGGGGGUAGGAGAGAGAGAGAAUUUUUGUUUAUUUGUUAUAUUUUACAUAUUGUUAAAGAUAUGAAAUUGUUGUAUAUAUUACAGUUCAACCAAAAAAAAAAACCGGAAGGAGAGUCGUUUCUUAUAGUUUUUUUGGAACGCUGAACGCGAAUCUGGUUUCCAAAUUGCUCCAUCACGUCACAAUUUUGCUGGACGUGCUGGAGAAGUUUAAUUGCAAUCAAAAUAAAGUAUCUCGUUCCGGUGUUCGAAAAAAAGUCAUUUUUUGUUGAACAGUGUUAUUAUACAAGGGCGUUUAUAUGUAUAUAAGUUGGAAACACUAUAAGGUGCAAUAAAUAGUGGCAAGGCAAUAGUGACAAUGCGCAGUUAGCGUUCUCAGAAUGUUCUUAUAAGUCACCGUACUAUGUCACUAUUACUUGUUUACGCUCGUUGUUGGAUACAAUCACGGUUUUGUCUAUAGAAUACUUCGCUUAGUACGUGGACGUUCGAGAUGCAUUCUAAUUUGCCAAGUUUAAUCAAUUAAUAAUUCUUUAAUUAUUGCGAAGUUUGUGCAAAGCAAUGUAGAAUUUUUGUUCAACUUGAACUCUUUUUUUUUUUUUAUUUUAACGCGAAAUAAUACACGUAUGUAAUCUAUAGAUUAUAUUUAAUAUAUAUUACGAUUAUAUAUGUAUAAUAUAUAUAUAUUCAUAUAAUAUAUAUGAGCAACUCAUAUACGUACAAUACAACUUACUUUCAUUAAUGCAAUGUAGAAUAAUAUGUUAAAUGUUAUAUGUAUGUGUGCAAAAGUUUUAAUCAUUUUUUGCACAUUUUCGCUUUAGGUGCAUAAUAUAAUUCACUCAUCUAAAGA
Messenger RNA from Ooceraea biroi (clonal raider ant), 2472 nucleotides. RefSeq names its product BRO1 domain-containing protein BROX. Lineage: Eukaryota; Metazoa; Arthropoda; Insecta; Hymenoptera; Formicidae. The record is from RefSeq and is a predicted model, not a curated record.